Cuculus canorus (common cuckoo) is the source of this 1835-nucleotide messenger RNA. Its product is annotated as hydrocephalus-inducing protein homolog. Gene Ontology annotation, cellular component: axoneme. The transcript is spliced from 2 exons. The record is from RefSeq and is a predicted model, not a curated record. Bases 808 to 1482 code for a protein of 224 amino acids. NCBI's taxonomy places the organism in Eukaryota, Metazoa, Chordata, Aves, Cuculiformes, Cuculidae. Gene Ontology annotation, biological process: axonemal central apparatus assembly; cilium movement.
GGAGGAGCGUGGUGGUGCAUUUGUGUUGGGAGGCCCUCCAGGAGAGAAUGUUACUCUUCGGAGUCCACAGUAGAGUGGCCUGGACUAAAUCACAGAAUCAUAGAAUGGUUUGGGUCAGAAGGGACCUUACAUCCCAACCAGUUCCACCCCUCUGCCAUGGCAGGGACACUUUCCUCUGGAUCAGGUGGUGUAGAGCCUCAUACAACCUGGUCUUGGACACUAGAUUUGAAGCUGCUGAAGGAAACAUAAGAUCAUCUGAACUGGGGAAACACACCUUGGCUCUAAGACAUGAAGAGAAGGGAGCAGGCUGCUGGGUCUGGGCAAGCCAUGUGGUAAAGGUGUCUCUUGGAAGCUGUCCUAGUGCUCCAGCAGCCGUCUUGAGGUAACCGCAAGAGCUGCUUGGUGUCUUUGAGGGCAGGUCUUCCUUCGGGAAGGCUGAGGAGCCUGACACCUGCCCUGUUGUUAGUGGAAGGUGUUGGGGACAGUCUCUACUAAACGCGUGUUGUUGUAGGAACAGCCGUCACUUCUGUGCUGUGCCCGUCACUGGCCCCAGCAAGAGCGAGGAUGCAGUGCCGCUGGGCUCGUGUUGAGCGUGAGGGUAAAGGAGUUCCUGUGGAGUCAGGGCGAAAGGCUCUGGGUUGCCAGGGUGCCAGUUUCGUUAUGCGUUUAGCCCACAGCUCUUGUAGGCCCAGAAUUCAGUAGAACAAGAUUUCUUUCCCUCUUGUACUGAUGAAGAGCACAGAGAUAUUAGCCUAAGAUGGUCUCAGAGAUGAGUGUGCUUGCAGGCAGGCACACACUGUAAAGGAAAUGAAGGAUGAACUGAGAAGCCCACAUGGAGGGCGAGCUUUGAGCAUUUGCACGUUUUAUGCUAUUACACAUUGUGGCUUCAUCAUACAGUGGUUAAAACUCUUCAUGUCCUUGCAGCCUGUGAAGCUGGAGGCAGGGGAGGAAUGUCACCUCUCCAUCAGAUUUAAUCCUGCUUGUGAGGAGGGUUUGACUAGCAGGGAGGUAGAGAAGGUUCUGAAGAUACAGUUUCUUGGGCACCCUCAUGAGGAGCAGGUCUCUGUUCGGAGAGAAGUCUACUUUCCGAGUCUCUGUAUCCAGACCACAGCCCUGGACUUUGGCUGCAUCUUGAAUGACACUGAAGCAGUGCGUUAUACUGAGAUGAGCAACUGCAGCCCAAUUCCUGUGCGGUACCGCUGGUUGUUCCUGACAGACGGCCCGGCGAGCCAGACGAGAUUCAGCCCUCCUGCAAGUCAGUGUUUCAUCACACCGCAACCACCACAGGAGAACAUAGCCCAGUCGGAAGGCUCAGCAUCUGCAGAGAGCAGCUCCAGGGAGGAGGCUGCAGAGGAGCCAGCCAAAGGCCUGGGAGCAGCAGGAGAUGCUCUCCAAAAGCCAGCAGAUGCCAACGACUUUGAGUUUAUGGUUGCAGAACAGGGAAGGUUUCCUGUGCAGGCAAAUCUUAUUACAAGUUCCUGAAGCACUUUCAAGCUUGGCCUGUACAUCAGGCUUAGCUGUUUCAUUUGAGACCAGUGGAGGGCCAGGGGACUUAUCUAGGAUGGCUUGUUGUAGCAGAGGAACUGUGACCAGUAUCCAUUUUAAAGAGAUUUUAUUUUAUUGUCCCAUGGGUAGCUGGGAAAACCUUGGACCUACAGUCCCUGUGACUUACCAAAGUCUUAUUACCAGGUGGCCAGGACUUUGGUUUCAGAGGCUUGGGUUGAGUUUUUAGAGCAGUGAAUGAAGACAAAUCCACUUUAUUUGUUUCUUCCAUCUGCUUAGAAAUUUAUCCAGGCUGUGGUUUAAGGAUUGUCCUUACUUGUCCUUUCAGAACU